This is a messenger RNA of Purpureocillium lilacinum, 3183 nucleotides long. RefSeq lists its product as uncharacterized. Gene Ontology annotation, molecular function: hydrolase activity, hydrolyzing O-glycosyl compounds; chitin binding. The record is from RefSeq and is a predicted model, not a curated record. NCBI's taxonomy places the organism in Eukaryota, Fungi, Ascomycota, Sordariomycetes, Hypocreales, Ophiocordycipitaceae. Gene Ontology annotation, biological process: carbohydrate metabolic process.
AUGGUCCCGUACGAGAUCCCAGCUGGCGUUUACACCCACAUCAACUUUGCCUUCGGCAGCAUAAGCCCUCAAACUUUCCAGGUCAUUCCUUCGUCAACAUUGGAUGAAGAUUUGUGGCGCAAGAUAAAGACUGUUAGAUAUCGAGAUGUUGGCGUCAAGAUCUGGCUAGCAAUCGGUGGGUGGACGUUCAACGACGCGGAUCAACCCACACACAUGAUAUUCUCGGAUAUUGCCGCGUCCACAGGGAAGCAGGAUGCCUUCUUUGCGUCACUCGUCAGCGUUAUGCAGACGUAUGGCUUCGACGGUAUCGAUAUUGACUGGGAGUAUCCACGCGCUCCGGAUCGGAGCGGACGAGUUGAGGACUACCAAAACUUUCCCAAAAUGAUGAGUCGGCUACGGUCGGCCCUCAAGAAUGCGAACACGGAAUAUGGCAUAUCCAUCACCAUCCCCAUCAGCUAUUGGUACCUUCAGCACUUCGACAUCAAGUCGCUUCAGCGGAGCGUGGACUGGUUUAACGUCAUGUCCUAUGAUCUACAUGGCGCAUGGGACUUGUCGACAGAUUAUGGAAAAGAGCACGGCGCGUUCGUGAACGCUCACACGAAUCUCACGGAGAUUCGCGACUCGCUAGACCUGCUUUGGCGAAAUUCCAUCCACCCGAGCAUGGUAACGUUGGGUCUCGCGUUCUACGGUCGAACAGCCACGCUUGCAAGCUCAAGAUGCACUACCCCAGGCUGCCAGUUCCUGUCACCGGGCCUGUCUGGGAAGUGUAGCGGAGAAGCCGGCGUCCUGCUCAAGACAGAGAUAGACGACAUCAUUGACGAGUACGGCUUGACUCCCACUCUCGAUACAGCCGCGGCCGUAAAGAUGAUAUCGUGGAGCGGUAACCAAUGGGUAUCGUUCGACGAUGGUGACACCUUCAAGAUAAAAGGGGAUUUCGCCAAGUCCCAGUGCCUCGGUGGUGUGAUGGUAUGGGCCAUCAGCCACGACAACACCCAGGGGACCAUGGCGCUGGCUCUCAACCAGGCGUUGGGCAGAAAGUCCGUCUCGCUUCCCGGAGGCCACGGCGUCAACGUUGCGCUCCGGCUGACGGGCGCUGAAGAGAACCAGAAGAACUUCUGCCGCUGGUCCAAUUGCGGCGCUGACUGCCCGUACGGGUUUUCUGAAAUUGUCCAGAGCGACGGUUCGGACAAGAUCAUGCAGGACAAGCAAGACUGCUAUACCGGCGCACGGAAGCUGUGCUGCCCCAAAAGCCAGUCGCUGCCGAAGUGUCGCUGGCGUGGAUACCACAGCAGUGGCACCUGCAAGCCAGGGUGCGAGAGCAAGGAGGUGGAAAUUGGCACUCUCCGAGAAGGGUGCACACAGUCGGGCUACCAGUCGGCCUGUUGCGAGGGCUCCAAAUCUACAGAGCCCUACGGCCAGUGUAAAUGGGUCGGGGACUACCCAAACUGCUCGCCCAAGGACAAGUCGAACAACUGCCCGGAGGACUACCCUCACGGAGUGGUUGUGACCGAUCUCGGGUCCGGCGGAAUGCCGGCAUGCCAACAGGGGUCGCGAUCGCUCUGCUGCAAGGGCUCCGACGUGCCGGCUCCGUUCCAAGGCUGCCUGUGGCAGCGGAACUUCUUCAAUAACCUGCCGUCCACCAAUGAGCUUUGCGAUGACAGCUGUCCGGACGGUCAAAUUCGAAUCGCGCGGCUCGCUUGCAUGAAGGGGUCGUUCGGCUACUGCUGUGCGGGAUCUGAUACCUAUGACGACUCGAAUGAGAAGAGAUCACUCCCAGCGAGCAUCAGCGAAAAGCUGGAGCGCGACCUGGAUCGCUUCCUCGCCGAUCCGACCUGCCCCAACUAUCGGGGACCUCUGCGGCGAGCGACCCUGGCUUCAAGGGCCAUGUCUUAUAGCGACUUCUAUAUCAUGGCGGAAAUGAUAGCCGCGGCGAUAGUUCAACCUAAAGAUAACUACUACAUGUUCCAGGCCCUAAAGCGAGGGCUAGAGGACGAUGACGCGUAUCCAAGCGCGGAGUCUCUGAGCGCCUACGCAGCAAGCAUGACGAGUUCGUACUCGGGCAACAACUGGGAUGUUGUAGGCUGGGUUGAGUACAUGCUCUGCAAUCCAGGCGACGCGAAGACCGGCAUGGAUCGUCAAAACCAGGCGGGUGCACAGACUUGCUCACGCCCAAGCCAGGCGUCGGGCUCAGCAAGCCGCUUGCGACGUCACGGUUCCCGUCACUAUGAGCUCCUAGAGGGCGACGUGGGUAGCCAUGCGACGACGCAGACUACCGACUCCAAGUAUGAUGCGCUGCUUGAGUUCGCAAAACGCCGCUUCGUCCCGAAGACGGACGGCCUCGAGACUGCGAGCGGGGAGCCGACAGUCAUCCGGGCCAUGCAGGGAGUUCUCGACGGCGAUCUGACACUCCAUUACGGUCGUUGGCUUCGCUACGCUCCUGCAGGGGGCCGGCGCUUUGCGCUCGAGCUCGCGUUCUGGAUCGGGCCUUCUCUUUUUAACGCACCGAGCCAAGAGAUCGCGAGACGAUAUCGCAACCCGGCCUACCCCAACCGUCCUCCUCGAUGGGUGGUGUUCCACAUCCAUUUCGAGGCGGAUAGUAUAAGAGUCGAGAAUGCGGCAAGUGCUUCAGAUCCCACAAAUGCCGAGCUUGAGCAGGUCCGGAUGUUCCUGCGCAUCCCGGGCACCACUGGCUCCUCCAGGUACAGAGCGGGCGCUACGGUCGUGAACGUGUUCCAUUCCGACCGUGUAACCCCGUUCAUGCAGGACUCGAACGGCUUUGAUCACGAAUCCCGCGUCGAGUACGCGGACAAUUCGAGGUUUGGUUACAAUUCCAGAGCUACCAUCUUGUCGUGUCCCGCCGAUAGUCGUUGGUACAUCGGAACGCCUCCGCCGGAAAACGCCAAUCUGCUCGAGCGAACGCUCGGGCAGUUCGGAGAACUCCUGUACAACCGGCAUUACGCGGACAUGUGGCGGUUUGCGUACAUAUACCACAACGAGGCCGACAAAGAUACCGCCGAUGGGAGAGCCAUGAAUCGACGCCGCCUCACUCCGGACAAUUACUGGUUCGGAGGCAACUUCGACGGGGACGGCUGGAGUGAGCGAGGGAUGCCGGAGGAAUCGCGGGUUCCGCGAACCGAGGCUGCCGACCCCGACUUCCCCAUGGACCCUGACACGAACUACUAG